CACCGAAGCAACGUCCACCUUUUGCUGUGUCAAAGUGGAGCCCGGUGGGCGCCUGCGCUGCGACUCCAACUCGCCUGUUUCAUUUCUGGCAAACACUCCUGUUAAACUGCGCGUCUAGCCGUUAACCUGGGUAGGCUAAUAAAAGUAUAAAGAGCGUUCAGCCCGCUCUUCACACCGGUGUUGUGCAGUUUUGCGUGGUGUGUCCUGCUAACUGGUAACCUAGCUAGUCAGUGUGGAGCUGAGCUAAUGUUUCAACCUUCUCAUCUUGCUCUCAACUCUUACAUUUAAAGUAUCGCAUCUAAAAGAAAAAAAUAGAAAAAAUGCAGUGAAUUUCAGAUUUUUUUCCUAGUGUUUGGACUUAAUUGGAAUGGCACUAUGCCCGCAGCUACUGUGGAUCACAGCCAAAGAAUAUGUGAGGUUUGGUCCAACAACCUGGAGGAGGAGCUGAAGAGGAUCCGACAGAUCAUCCGAAAAUACAACUAUAUAGCAAUGGACACGGAGUUUCCAGGUGUUGUAGCCAGACCGAUCGGAGAGUUCAGGAGCAAUGCCGACUAUCAGUACCAGUUGCUGCGCUGCAAUGUGGACCUGCUGAAGAUUAUACAGCUGGGCCUGACGUUUAUGAACGAGCAGGGAGAAUAUCCUCCAGGAACGUCAACGUGGCAGUUCAAUUUUAAGUUCAACCUCACAGAAGAUAUGUAUGCACAGGACUCCAUUGAGCUUCUGACCACUUCAGGGAUUCAGUUCAAGAAGCACGAAGACGAAGGCAUCGAGACGCUUUACUUCGCCGAGCUGCUGAUGACGUCCGGAGUGGUGCUGUGCGAUGGAGUCAAGUGGCUGUCUUUUCAUAGCGGAUAUGACUUUGGGUACCUGAUCAAGCUCCUGUCUAACGCCAACCUGCCUGAGGAGGAGGUGGACUUCUUUGAGAUUCUCCGCUUGUACUUCCCUGUCAUUUACGACGUGAAGUACCUCAUGAAGAGCUGUAAGAACCUGAAGGGCGGGCUGCAGGAAGUAGCUGAACAGCUGGAGCUGGAGAGGAUUGGACCACAGCACCAGGCUGGUUCAGACUCUUUACUCACAGGCAUGGCGUUCUUCAAGAUGAGAGAGAUGUUCUUUGAGGAUCAUAUCGAUGAUGCGAAAUACUGCGGCCACCUGUACGGGCUGAGCUCGGGCUCGGCUUACGUGCAGAACGGAACGGGAAACGCUUACGAAGAGGAGGCCAACAAGCAGCAGUCGUGACAUCGCUCUGAAACUCUGCCAUCCCUGCUACUCGCAUCCACAAUCAGCCCGGCUCUGAGGCCCGGCGCUGCGACAAUAAUGGAGGAAAAAACUACCAACGUACAUAAUAUGCAUCAUUUAGCGAGCUGUUUUUCAUUGGCUGUGCCAACUGUAGAUGAUGGAGAAAAGAAUCCCAGCUGUCCUCAUCCAUGCCGCGAGUUGCAUGUGUGAGUUUAGGCUUUUAUUCCUGCAAGGCAGCAUAGACGACGCGAGCGGUUCAGUUUAGUUAAACAUGAUGGGAUUUUAGUUUUCCUGGAGUGUUCUGUAGACAUGUUUUGCACUUUAAAGAGCUCUAACCUGAUUUUAUAUGGAAAGCUGAACGCAUUUCCGGCGUGUCUCUGUCUCUCUUCCCUGUUUGUUGCCUUUCUGUGUUCCUGUUUUAUAUUGUGAACAUGUAGGAAAAUCUCCACCACCACGAAAGCAGCUCUCACCACACUCAGCCUUAACAGUAGCUGCAUUCUUCUCUUUUAAAACUUUUAAUUUAUUGUGCUGGUUCCGCAACGUCCUCCGGCGACCCCGUCAAACACUAAGACCCGGAUGAGCCCCCCACCCUUCCUAAAAUCCGGAUGGAUCAAGACCAGAGUUUUUUUGUUUAUUUGUUCAUGUGAUUAAAAAAAUGUUUGUAAUGAUCUGAAUAAGGUCUGAAUUCACUGUGAAAAAUGUCUUCUUGGUCCAGAACAGGACAACAGUUCUUCCCUCUUAUUUCCUUGAGUUCAGAAAUGUCACAUGCUGUUCUAUAAAUAACGUUCAUCCAGAUGCUUUUCAUUAGGAGGAAUGAGUGUCGUUUGUUUGUCCAGUCGCUCUCGCUGACGGAUGCACAUGUGGUCAGAUGCAUGAGCUUUGUGUAACUGACUGGUGAUGCUGCAACCUUUUUUUGAUUAAACCAGCUGUAGGAUUUUUUUUCUCUAAAUGACUCUUCUGGGAGUAAACUUCAUUUUUAUUAUUUUAGUCUAACCAGGGUGGGGGCUUUUAUUCAUAGAGAGCGUUGCUUAUUAACAAACACCGU
This is a messenger RNA of Cyprinodon variegatus (sheepshead minnow), 2281 nucleotides long. RefSeq names its product CCR4-NOT transcription complex subunit 7 (gene cnot7). Lineage: Eukaryota; Metazoa; Chordata; Actinopteri; Cyprinodontiformes; Cyprinodontidae. The transcript has 7 exons. Gene Ontology annotation, cellular component: CCR4-NOT core complex; CCR4-NOT complex; P-body. The record is from RefSeq and is a predicted model, not a curated record. The coding region runs from base 376 to 1236 and encodes 286 amino acids. Gene Ontology annotation, molecular function: poly(A)-specific ribonuclease activity; nucleic acid binding.